Molecule: messenger RNA, 2040 nt
Organism: Lytechinus pictus (painted urchin)
Lineage: Eukaryota; Metazoa; Echinodermata; Echinoidea; Temnopleuroida; Toxopneustidae
Exons: 1
Coding region: 1-2040 (679 amino acids)
Biological process (GO): DNA integration; DNA recombination
Molecular function (GO): DNA binding
Source: RefSeq, a predicted model, not a curated record
AUGGCUGAGAUUACUCGGGUUCAUGGCAAGCCUUGUCGACAUUCUACAGGAUUGUCACCUGCUUAUGAGACCCUUUCAAAGAUACCUCCUGUGCUAUUACAGACCGAGCGCAGACUCUCUGCUUCUCCGGAUCCUUUUAUCACGGGAGAUCCAUCUCAGCCUGGCCGCUUGGACGCAUACGUCCUUUGUAGCGAGGGGCAAACCCUUUCGCACUUCCCUCCCAUCAGCCGCUCUGACCACAGAUGCGUCGCUUACGGGAUGGGGCGGCCAUUGUGCGGGGGUGAUGGUCUCGCGGGUCUGGUUACCUCAACGCACCUAACCUCAUAUCAAUGUGUUGGAGAUGAGGGCUGUCAUCAACUCCCUUCAGCAUUUCCGACACAGGUUAGUCGAUCGAACGGUCUUGAUUCGCACAGACAACAAGUCAGUUGCAGCGUACAUCAAUCGCCAAGGCGGCACCCGAUCAAGCUCUCUCAACGCCCUAGCUGUGGAGCUCUGGGAGUGGUGCCACCGUGCGAAGAUCGUUCCAGUUGCCUCGUAUAUACCAGGCAGCGACAACCUGAUAGCCGAUUUUCUGUCCCGGGGUCGGUGCCUACCAUCCGAAUGGUCGCUCCACCCGGAGAUAUUCCAGUCUAUCCAAGCCCACUGGGGACCCCUGGAAAUAGACUUGUUUGCCACGGCUCUCAACCGGAAGUUGCCGACGUUCUGCUCUCGUGUCAACGAAACAGAAGCAACUUCCCUGGAUGCAUUCUCCAUUCAUUGGGGGGAUCGAAGGUGUUAUGCGUUUCCUCCGUUCCGCCUAAUACCGCAGGUAUUGAGGAAAGUGAAGGAAGAUCAAGCUUGGCUUCUUCUAGUGGCCCCCAAUUGGCCAAGGAGGUACUGGUUCCCACAACUCCUCGAACUGUUGGAGGGGGACCCGCUCACACUUCCUCUGAGAUCAGACAUAGUAUCUCAACCUCUGUCGGGGAUCACGCAUCCUCGGCCAGCGGUCCUCCACUUAACCGCAUGGCCGUUAUCGGGCAAGACGCGAAAGCUCUAGGCCUUUCUGAUCGUGCCUCUCAAUUGGUAAUUCAGAGUCACAGAAACUCGACUCUUGACCUUUACAAUUCUCGGCUGGGCCGAUUUUCAGAUUGGUGCACUGCGCGGUCUGUUGACCCUCGCAACGCCUCUCUUGCCGCGAUCGCGGAUUUCUUUGUUCACCUUUUCGACAUCGGUCGUUCGCUUUCCACCAUCAGGGGUUUCCGGUCGGCUAUUGCUGCGUUUCAUUCCGGAUUCCCAGAUGGCUCCAACGUCUCAAAUUCCAGUCUACUCUCUAGACUGAUGAGAGCGUUUUUCCUAAAGCGACCGCCGAAGAAAAGGCUGACUCCUUCCUGGAGUCUUCCGGCUGUGCUUAACACUCUGGCUAAGCCUCCGUUUGAGCCACUAGCAAAGAGCUCCUUGCAUGAUUUGUCUAUCAAGACUGCCUUCUUAAUCGCUGUAGCAUCUGGUCAAAGACGCAGCUCUAUUCACGCUUUGACUAUUUCCCCCGGUCACAUCAGGUGGGAAUGGCGUGGAGUCCGCUUGAUUCCCACACCGUCCUUUAUUGCCAAGAACCAGACUGCCACCUCUGGUUCGAUCGAGUUUUUUCUAGCUCCUCUAUCAGAUCUUUCCUCGGUUACCGAGGACAAAGUCUGGUGCCCGGUCAGGGCCUUGAAAUGGUACCUGGAUAGAACUAAGACGCUUCGCAACUCUGACCAGUUGUUUGUCACGUCGUGUGAGCCGUUUGCGGCAGCGUCACGAGACACCAUCUCCCGCUGGAUCGUUGAAGCGAUCAAAUCGGCUGGUGAUGAUGCUCUCCUUUCAGACACUAGGCCGAGAGCCCAUGACACUCGUAGUAUCGCUACUUCUUGGGCUCUCUUCAAUGGCGUCGCCUUGGACGACAUUCUAAGAGCCGCCUUUUGGCGCUCUUCCAAUUCUUUUACAUCCUUUUAUCUAAAGGACAUUCCUUCGGGAGAGGCCUUAUAUGCCUCCUCUGCUCUUAGGGCAGCGGCCCCUGUGUCUUAA